This is a messenger RNA of Mercenaria mercenaria, 627 nucleotides long. RefSeq lists its product as uncharacterized. Gene Ontology annotation, cellular component: cytoplasm. The record is from RefSeq and is a predicted model, not a curated record. Gene Ontology annotation, molecular function: glutathione disulfide oxidoreductase activity. The transcript has 2 exons. Bases 76 to 417 code for a protein of 113 amino acids. NCBI's taxonomy places the organism in Eukaryota, Metazoa, Mollusca, Bivalvia, Venerida, Veneridae. Gene Ontology annotation, biological process: cellular response to oxidative stress.
UGGCAGACAACUACCGUUCAUUUAUAAACCCUAACCUCAAUAUCUUGCAAUAUAGUUAAACAACACGCGGCAAGUAUGGCAACUAAAAAAUUAAUCCAAAAGAAAAUCGACGGUAAGAAAGUGAUGGUGUUUUCUAAAUCAUAUUGUCCAUAUUGUGCAAAGGCAAAGAAAGUGUUUAACACCUACAUAAUCGAUGGACUUCUGAAAGCUGAGGAUUAUGACGUUUGGGAGAUAGAUGGAGUAGCUAACACUGACGAAAUACAGACCGAACUGAAGACGAUGACCGGGGCAAGUUCAGUACCUCGUGUAUUUAUCAAUGGAAAGUUUUUCGGUGGUGGAGACGAGGUAGUCAAGGCCGCACAAAAAGGAACACUCAAAGGAUUUAUUGAUCAAAAUGUUUCAAAAGCUCAGCAAUAACAGCAGUACUAACAAUGAGAAAAAAAGACCAUUCUGCGGCAUAACAGAAGACAUAUAACUAGAAGACAUAGAACUGUUACAUUGUGCAGGCAUCCGAUGAUACUUUAUUCAUCAAUUCUGUAACGGUUACAGAGGUUUAUCGAAAUAAAAAUGAUAUUUUUAUGAUAUUCUAAAAUGUUUUUAUGGAUGGCUAAAGAAAUUUGAAAUUAU